AUGGAAGUGCGAUUUAUUUAUCAAUAAUUUACUUAGAUCAGCAAGCUGAAAGGAUCAUGGGCAAACUGACAUGUGAGUGUCUCAACAUCAACAUCCACACCAAGGGAGAAGACCUCCAACCCCUGGACCGCACCCUCCUGGGUCUAUCCAUCGACCAGCUUAGGGAGCCCUUCUUUGAACGGGACAUCGCCGAGGUGCAGCUGGAUCUGGGUGGAGUCACAGAGGAGCAGAAGUACCUGGUGCACAAGUCUACAGUUGGAGAUUGGUGUAUCAGGACCUGUGUUAACUGCAAGACACCAUCAUAUGCUACCCAUGCUACUAAGGGUUUGGAGAGGGUGUUAGUUAACACCAGACUUGUGAGCGAUGAAAGGAGACAGGAGAGUAUCCAGUCAUUGGAUACGUUCUCAUCCCUGUACAAGGUGGUCUUGGGCGACAGCGGAGAAAAAUCUAACAGCUCAUCAUUAGUACAUCCGAUGACAGGGAACCAGGAGGUCAUAAGAAAGACCGUAGCACAGCUGCAAGAUCAUCUCAACAAAUACAUCAGCAGAGAAAAACUAGCCAUGGAAGAGAGAAUAAGGAGAUACAGCGAGGAGCAGAAAGCAGCAUUCAGCAAUCUGCAGAAGAGAGCAUACCAGGAUAAGAAUGUCAUGGUUGGUGUCAUCUUGAAUGCUGAAGAGAGGAGCCUGGAAGAUUCAUUAUCAGAUGCUAUGUUGGAUAAUACGCUAACCCCACCCACCACGCCAAUUACAAGGCCUGGGGCUGUGCAAACCAGAUUUGCAGCAUCAGAUAAACUUGCCUCAUCCGUACCAGCAUCGAGAGCCCCUAUCAGAAACUUUGGUCCGUCCAUGCCUAUUAAGAGCAGACCUAUCCCCCAGCAAGCUCGUAGAGUGCAGCACAGCAGUGUUGCUAGAUCCGUUCCCGCCCAUUCUGCACACCGAGAUAUCACCAGAACCAGCUCAGAUGCAGAUACCAUGUUUGAUCUGGAGGGGUUCACCCAAGAUGAAGAACCAUUCUUUGAAUCAGAUGAAAGCAGUACAGAUGAUAACUCGCUGAAUGAUGAGAACCUUGCCCCGCCCAUGACGAGAGACAGAGUGCUUCACGAGUACGCAACCUCCGUCCCUAUCUCCAUGCCGAUGUGGAAGAAGGAGAAGCACUCAUUUGAAGAGGUAGCAGAGGAGAAGGUGCCGAUGCCGGAGCCUGAUCGGAUGGUUGCCAGCAUGAGGGCGCUGUCCUUUAGCGUUAACGACGGGACGGAGAUGUUCGGUGACCUCCCGAGGCCGAGAUUAAACACCGUCGGGGAGGUGCCGAUCAAGAAAGGAUCGCGAAAAUUGUAGUUUAGUUGUAUAGAUUAUAGCAUGUAGAUUAUAUUGCGUAGAUUAUCAUCUGUUUUGAACGGGAAGGACGUUACCUCAUUAACUUUAAUCCAUUAGCAACUAGAGAUUUUGUAAAAAUGGCCCAUUACUCACUGGAAGAUGUUGCAAUAUUACUCUCAUUUUGAGAGCAGUUUGAUAUUGUUCUGAACAAUAUGAAACAUGCGCUAUUUUUCUAUGCAGAAUCCUACUGUAGACAUCGUAAGGAUCACGCACGUUUAUCAUUGUCAUGGUAGACCCCAUGAUCAGAUACUACAGCACGUUGAAAACAGAUGUAAACGGACGGGCGGUUCAGUUGCUAAAGUAUUAACAGAGACUUAACGUCCUUCUGGCUCCAAACAGACGUUAUAGUAUUGUCAGUUUAGAGCUGAAAGGGAAUUGAUUCUACAUUCACUGUAGAGCAAAACCCUAUACUGCCGCAUUGUUCAGAGUAUAUAAAAACAUAUAUACUCGUUAUACAUACAGUGUACUUGUGACAAAAGUUGAGCAUGGCAGACCACCACGCACAAAUGUCCUUUUAGGAAUUAGCUGUAGAGGAAAAAAAAAAAUGCCAAAAUCGCUGAACACAUGUUUGCUGAUAGAGCCUUCCAUGCGGAAAGAUACAUCGUUAUGGUCUAGAUUUCUAGCUGUAAAAAUCCAUCUUACAAUUGCAUACGUUAUAAGCUUGCACAAAAAAAAAACAUGCCAAAAUAUACUAUGUAGAAAAUAAUACGGGGAGACAUUACA
Strongylocentrotus purpuratus (purple sea urchin) is the source of this 2096-nucleotide messenger RNA. RefSeq lists its product as uncharacterized. Gene Ontology annotation, cellular component: cytoplasm. The record is from RefSeq and is a predicted model, not a curated record. Gene Ontology annotation, biological process: negative regulation of TOR signaling; neurotrophin TRK receptor signaling pathway; negative regulation of protein kinase activity. NCBI's taxonomy places the organism in Eukaryota, Metazoa, Echinodermata, Echinoidea, Camarodonta, Strongylocentrotidae. Bases 57 to 1334 code for a protein of 425 amino acids. The transcript is spliced from 12 exons.